GAGAGUGAGGAAAGGAAAUGGGUUUCACAUUCACCACCAUGACUCUAAACCUGCUCCUCCUAAUGGCCAUGGUCGCCACCAACAUCCUCUCCCUCUACCACCUCUCCACCACACUCCAAUCUCCCAAAUCCCCAAAACCACCCCCACCAGUCCCCGACCAACUCCUCCACCAACUCCACACCAUACGCGCCACCAUCAACCACCUCACGCGCCUCCAAAACACUAACCCAAACCCAACAAAAUCAACCAUCCCUUCAGAUCUAUUGCUAUACUCACACCUCUCACCUAUAGCCUCCUCAUGCCACAACCACCCUGAACUUCUCCACAAGUACAUGACCUACACUCCCUUCUCUCUCUGCCCUUCCGAUUCCGAUUUAGCCGAAUCCCUAAUCCUCCGCGGUUGCCACCCUCUCCCUCGCCGUCGCUGCUUCUCCAAAACGCCACAAAAACCUCCUUCCCCAAAUUCACUCCCUCUAAACCCCUUUCCCUCUUCCCUCCCUGAUUCCACCGUCAUUUGGGACCGUUACACUUGCAAAUCCUUCGAUUGCUUAAAUCGCCAAAACCCUAACCUCGGUUUCGAACCCUCUCGCGAUUCCUCCAAGUUUACCUCCUACAAGACCGACCUCGAUCUCCCUAUCCAGCAGCUUUUCCAGAUCGCGAAGUCAUCGAAGUCAGUGCUCCGCCUCGGCCUCGACGUCGGCGGCGGCACCGGCUCCUUCGCCGCGGCGAUGAAGCUCCGCAACGUGACGGUGAUCACCAGCACGAUGAACGUGGCGGCACCGUACAGCGAGGCCGUGGCGCUGAGGGGGCUGGUGCCGCUGCACGUGCCACUGCAGCAACGGCUGCCAAUGUUCGACGGGGUGGUGGAUUUGGUGCGGUGCGGGCACGCGGUUAACCGGUGGAUUCCGUUGACGGUGAUGGAGUUUCUGUUGUUUGACGUGGAUAGGGUGUUGAGGGGAGGUGGGUACUUGUGGUUGGACCACUUUUUCAGCAAAGGUUUGGAUCUUGAGAAAGUGUAUGCGCCUUUGAUUGGGAAAUUGGGGUACAAGAAAGUGAAGUGGGCGACGGGGAAUAAAACCGAUGCUGGCGGUGUCAAGAAUGGGGAAGUUUACUUGACUGCGUUGUUGCAGAAGCCUGUGUCUAGAUGAGGUUAUGCACAAAGUUUGAUAUAUACUGUAAGGAAGAUAAGCAGGUCGGUUUAUCCUGAUUUCCUUGCUUGCCCAUAGGUGUUUAUGGGGCACGUAAUGAAGCAAUUUUCAUGUCCACUAUGAAGAUGGAUCAUAGAAUCAACCCAUUGAAGAAAGAUAGAAGGAAGUCAAUGAGACAGAUCAACAUGGGUUUUGCAUCUCGAGGUUUGUUAUUUUCAUUGGCAAUACUUGUGUUGGCGUUGGGCGCUUUUGGGAAGACAGAAAACAGUAACAUAAAAACAGCUGUUUUUUUGUCCCCAAAGUUUGAACUUGGACCAGGAUCGGUUAUCAAUGGAUACUACUAUGAUAUUGAUUUUCCAAGGGGUCAUAUUGCACUUAAGAGUUUCAAUGCUGAAGUAGUUGAUGAGGCAGGGAACCCUAUACCUCUACAUGAAACUUAUCUCCAUCACUGGGUUGUUGGAAGAUUCUAUCGACGCAAAGAUGUGACACACAUAAAAGGUUAUGAAUAUGAUGGCCAUAGAGUGCUUCAGCAGUCUGGUUACGAGUUUGUGAGGAACAGUGGCAUAUGCCAAAGAGAUAUCCUUGGACAGUACUUUGGCCUUGGAUCUGAAACACGAGGAACAGCAACACAUGUUCCAGAUCCUUUUGGAAUAGUUGUUGGUGAUCCUGCUGAAAUUCCCGAGGGGCAUGAGGAGACGUGGAUGGUCAAUGUUCAUGCCAUCGAUACACGAGGUGUAGUGGAUAAGAUGGGGUGCACUGAGUGUAGAUGUGACCUUUAUAAUGUUACAAAAGAUGAAUAUGGGAAACCUAUAAGCUCAGAUUAUAAAGGGGGUUUGUCAUGUUGUCGUGAUCAUGCCCAGUGCAAAUUGAGGGAAGAUUUUAAGGGCCCCAAGAGGAGCCUUUACCUAAGAUACACAGUUAAAUGGGUUGAUUGGGACAAGUAUAUAGUGCCUGUUAAGAUUUAUAUACUUGAUGUGACUGAUACUUUGCAAAUUUCUGAUGAGUCUAACGGAAUGAUCCCUGAGCAUGAUUGCCGAAUUGAGUAUGGGGUUGAAUCUUGCAGCACUGACCACAAGGAUGGUAAUGGCUGUGUUCAUGUGAAGAGGACAAGCCUCCCAAUGCCAACUGGCGGUUAUGUCAUCUAUGGUGUUGCUCAUCAGCAUUCAGGUGGCACUGGAUCAACUCUCUAUGGACAGGAUGGGAGGGUUAUAUGUACUUCAAUACCAAGUUAUGGAAAUGGGAAAGAUGCAGGAAAUGAAGCACAAUACAUAGUGGGAAUGUCCACUUGUUAUCCUCGACCAGGUUCUGUCAAGAUAAUUGAUGGUGAAACCUUAACUCUGGAAUCAAACUACAGCAGCAUCCAAGAGCACACUGGAGUAAUGGGCCUUUUCUACUUUUUGGUGGCAGAACAGCUACCACACCAACACUUGAGACAUUCCUCUCGUUCUUCUUUCUUUAUGAAUAUAGAUAAUAUAUUUGAUUGAUGGGUGAUUGGUGAGAUGCUUGUAUAAGUUGAGUGUCAUCGAUGGUAUCUAAGUAUGUAUGAUGAUCAGAAGAAAUAAAGACAAAAUUUGGAAGUGUAAUUGGAAAAUAUACUACUUGUUGUCUGCAGCAAUGACAACAGUGGUAAGAGCCGGCAAUGAACAUAGUAAUCGGAUAUAGUAAUCGGAUAAUUAGUCAUUUGUGUUGGUGAUAGUUUGUACUGUUGUAUGAAACCAGUCUUGCUUAUAUGGCUAUGUGAUACAUUUGUUGCACAUAAAAUGAUCUUGGUAUUGAUGUAUGUUUGAAAUAACAAUUUAAUUAAGUAUUUAUUUAAACUUUUUUUUGUAAAAUGAAAAUUUAUAUAAACUUGGUUAUGAAUGUUAU
Messenger RNA from Abrus precatorius (Indian licorice), 3014 nucleotides. RefSeq lists its product as uncharacterized. Lineage: Eukaryota; Viridiplantae; Streptophyta; Magnoliopsida; Fabales; Fabaceae. Bases 1259 to 2632 code for a protein of 457 amino acids. The transcript has 5 exons. The record is from RefSeq and is a predicted model, not a curated record.